AUGGCGGAAUCAGCUAACAUGGGAAUUCAUCUGGGAGCUCCGAUUGACCUCCAAGGGAAAAAGAGUAGCUACUUCCAAUUCUUGGUGGAUAAUGUUGCGGACAGAGUUAUGGCAUGGGCCCCUUUAAGGUUCUCUCAACCAGCAAAACUGAUCCUUAUUAACACGGUGCUGGUAAGUAUGUCGGCACAUGUUAUGAAAUGCCUGAAACUCCCUCAGAGUGUUACACGCAAGAUUGAUGCUCUGAUUACCCGUUUUUGGUGGGCGGGAAAGGGGGAUAAAGGGAUUCAUUGGGUGAGUAGAAGGGUCAUCCAACUGCCUAAGAGUAUGGGAGGUUUGGGAAUUGGAGGUAGUUCAUUUAUUAAUGAUGCUCUCCUCUUCAAGCAAGUAACAAGGAUGCACCUUAAUCCCCAACUUCUUCUCUCAAGAAUGCAUAAUAGCUUCCAUCCAUGUGGAAUCGGUAGUAUCACUGGUCAGCUUAUUAGAAGAAGGAAUUCUUCAAUGGGAAGAGUAAGUCUUCAAAAGGCCAUCCAAGCGUUUAAGAAAGGUUUUGCUUGGAAGGUGGGAAAUGGCAAUAAUAUCAAGGCCAUUAGUAUGUCGUGGGUCGAUGGUAACAUACCAACAGUUAAAUCAAGUCAAACCCUCAGAGCAGCGGUAAACUGGAAAGUAAAGGAUUUUAUUCACAGGGAAAAUAACACCUGGAAUGCAGGAAAAAUUAGGGAGUGUUUCGACUGGGAAAGUGCGAAAAAGAUUAUGUCAAUGGAGCUCCCGCGGUCUUCAGAGUUGGAUGACUUCCUUUACUGGAAAUAUCAUCCGUCGGGAAAGUAUAAAGUUAAAACUGGGUACUAUUAUCUAUCAAAGGAAGGGGAGGUAGAGAGGCUAGAAUUUUUAGAAAGGGAUCAAGAGUUUGUAAAGCUAGUGUGGAGACUGGUCAUCCAACCAAAAUGGAAGGUUUUUCUCUGGAAGCUUUUUCAUGACGGUAUAACAGUCAAACUUAACCUGGUAAGAAGGGGAAUACGAGUAGAAGCUGUCUGUGCCCAUUGUGGGGUAGAUUUGGAAGACAGCCAACACCUCUUCAGAUUUUUUAUUCUGGUAACUGAAGUUUGGGAGGACAGUCCCUUAACUAUUUGCCCUGAUUCUACAGGAUUCAACUCUUUGAAAAGAUGGAUCCAACACUAUAUCCUGCUUUUUAAUAGCGAGGAUGGUAAGAACAGCAACCGAUGUGCUUUGUUUAUUGCAACGUUAUGGGGGCUAUGGAAAACUAGGAACGCAAGAUGCUUCAAAGGUACACUGGGAUCGAGGAGUUUAGUAAAGGAAUUUAUAAAUCUGGACAUGGAAGAUCAUGAAGCAUUUAUACAUAAGACUAGGUCAACAAAUGAAUGGGGGGCCACUGAGAGGGAUGAUCCGAUCAUCCCUCCGGGGUUUAACUAUGUGCAUCUGGGAAAGGAAUACAACGGGUUUGACAAUUUCAUUGUGGAAGUCGAUGGAUCCUGGGAGAAAAGUACAAGGCGAGCGGGGAUAGGAUGGGCUGUUAAGACUAAUCACAACAGUUUUGGCUUUGAUAGAGGAGGAAAACAUGGAGCAACAACGUCAGUUCUACAAUGUGAAGCCUGGGCUUACCUGGAAGCUUUGAAUUGGGCUCGAGAGAAAGGGACUCAGGGAAUUCUUAUUCUAUCUGACUCCAUUGAUCUCCUAAACAACUUGCAGGGAAAAUCUGGUAAGGACAUCUCGAUAGUUUGGUUAGUAAAGGAGAUUAGGAAAGUAGGGGCGUCGUUUCAAAGAUGCACGAUCUUAAAAGUCCAGCGGGAUUAG
Chenopodium quinoa (quinoa) is the source of this 1809-nucleotide messenger RNA. RefSeq lists its product as uncharacterized. The record is from RefSeq and is a predicted model, not a curated record. The transcript has a single exon. Gene Ontology annotation, molecular function: nucleic acid binding; RNA-DNA hybrid ribonuclease activity. Bases 1 to 1809 code for a protein of 602 amino acids. Lineage: Eukaryota; Viridiplantae; Streptophyta; Magnoliopsida; Caryophyllales; Amaranthaceae.